AUGCAGGCGCGGCGUCUAGCCAAGCGCUCCAGCCUGGGCAGCCGCCGGGGCAGCGCCGCGCUGCAGCCGCCCGGCACCGCGCCCGCGCCCGCCCGGGAAGGCGCGCUGCCUGGGCUCCCGCCGCCCGCCCCGGCCCCGGCCCCGGAGAGCUGGAGGCCGCCGCUGCCGCCGCCGCGCAACGCCGGGACCGACCCCCCUCGCGCCGGGGCCGCCGCCGCCGCCGCCGCCUCGUCUCCGGUGCUGCUGCUUCUGGGGGAGGAAGACGAGGACGAAGAGGGCGGGAGCCGGCGGCGGAGGGGGCUCGGGCGGGCGCCGGCGAAGCCCCGAGGGGGCGCGGAGGAGGAGGAUGACGACGACGAGGACGAGGACGAGGAGGUGGUCGUCGAGGUGGUGGACGGCGACGACGACGACGAGGACGGCGACGAGCGCUUCGUGGCCCUCGGCCCCGGCCGCGCGCUCCCCAAGGGCCCGGCCCGGGGCGCCUUGAAGGUGGGGAGCAUUAAGCGGGAAAUGACCUUCACGUUUCAAACAGAGGACUUAAAACGUGACUCUAGUAAAAAAAUGUCCCAUCAACAUUUGUUUCCCUUGGCCAUGGAGGAAGAUGCGAAAACAGCAGACACCAAAAAAGCCAACCGAGCACUUGACCAUGAAAAAGAAAACACUCGCUCCAUCUGUCUCCUUGAGCAAAAACGAAAAGUUGUUUCUUCCAAUAUUGAUGUUCCUCCAGCAAGGAAAUCUUCGGAGGAGCUGGACAUGGAUAAGGUGACAGCAGCCAUGGUCCUAACGAGCUUGUCCACCAGCCCUUUGGUUCGGAGCCCUCCUGUGCGGCAGAACGAGGGCCUGAGCGGAUCCUGGAAGGAGGCGGGCGGCGUGCCUUCCAGCACCAGCAGCAGCGGCUACUGGAGCUGGAGCGCCCCCAGCGACCAGUCCAACCCGUCCACGCCCUCGCCGCCGCUGUCCGCCGACAGCUUCAAGCCCUUCCGCAGCCCAGCGCCCCCCGACGACGGCAUCGACGAGGCGGAGGCCGGCAACCUGCUCUUUGAUGAGCCCAUCCCCAGGAAACGAAAGAACUCCAUGAAGGUGAUGUUCAAAUGCCUCUGGAAGAACUGUGGGAAGGUUCUGAGCACUGCAGUGGGUAUCCAGAAGCACAUCCGGACCAUUCAUCUCGGGCGUGUUGGGGAGUCUGACUACAGUGAUGGAGAAGAAGACUUUUACUACACUGAGAUCAAGCUCAACACGGACUCCGUGGCAGACGGUCUGAGCAGUCUGGCCCCAGUUUCGCCUUCCCAAUCCCUGGCUUCGCCUCCUACUUUUCCCAUCCCAGAUUCCAGCCGAACAGAAACUCCUUGUGCCAAAACUGAGACAAAACUGAUGACGCCCUUGAGCCGCUCUGCUCCCACCACCCUCUACCUCGUGCAUACUGACCACGCUUACCAGGCCACGCCCCCUGUGACCAUUCCAGGAGCAGCCAAGUUCACCCCCAAUGGCAGCAGCUUCAGCAUUUCUUGGCAGUCUCCUCCAGUUACCUUCACAGGCAUUCCAGUGUCACCAACCCACAGUCACCCGGUGGGCACAGGAGAGCAGAGACCGCACACUCACACCGUCCUGUCCUCCCCCCCAAGAGGGACGGUCAGCCUAAGGAAGCCCAGGGGAGAGGGCAAGAAGUGCCGGAAGGUGUACGGCAUGGAGAACCGGGAUAUGUGGUGCACAGCCUGCCGCUGGAAGAAAGCCUGCCAGCGUUUCAUUGACUGAGGCGUGGGCCCCUAGCCCGCCCCAGACACUCCUGCCCUCGUGUUCUUCCGAGGGUGUUGAAAAGUGCUUUUCCUUCCGUACCAAACCGACUUGAAGCCCAGGGAAAGCACUUCUAGGAAUCUUGGUGAAAUCACAGCAAAAAGCAAAAAAGGUCACCACCUUCCCUGUUCUUGCUGAGAACCCAGCUGAGAGCAGCUGUAACUAUUCUUUUCUUUAAAAAGAAAAGUCAACUUUUUUUUUUGCUGUAGGUCUAGGUCUGAAAACUGUGGACUUCUGUAGCAAUUGAACCAACCAAGCCCAUUUUUCCUAGAAAGGAGGCCUAUUUUGAUAAACUUUCUCAAUAAUACCAUUUCUGAGAUCUUUUUUUUUUUUUUUUUUUUUUUGACACUUAAGAAGCUACAAGUUACUCAGUAGCAUUUGUAUAAAGAACAAUAGCUGUUUUCAUUGUGAAGUCUUUUCCCUGUUCUCAAUCGGACUUCUGGGAGCAGUUCACAUCAUGAGGUGUUGCCAGGAAGUGGCAGCACUCUGGGUAUCUUUUCUAUGUCUUUUUUGUUUGUUUUGUUUUGUUUUGAAGAAUGGCCCCAAAUUGAACCAUGGUAGAGCUGUUAGCUUGAAGGGCCCUGGAGGGCAUAAGCCCGAAAAGAGAUUGAUAGUGGACAUCACCAGCAGAUUUCAGCCCCAGCUGAGUUCAGGACAUCCCUCGUCACUGUUGGAAAACGUCUGGGAGUCUCCCUCAGAAGCCCCACCCUGAGAGAUGGCCCCACCUACUUUCUCCUGGCUACAGUGCACUCAAGACCUGAUGUGUCGCCAUCUGGGUAAGCCUCGAAGCUUCCUUCAGUGAUGCGAUGCCAACCCCAGCUCAGAUCUGUUCAUCACUGCUCAUCUGACAGUUGCUGCCGGGUCAGUGGCUCACCAGGCCUGCCUUCCCUCAAAACGCCACAGCAGACUGGUUUCAGAAAAGGUAGAGAACUCAGACCAUCCCAGUAGGUUGCUUCAGACCAUGCAGAGCACAGCCUCCAUGCGUUCAGAAAGUCAUGUGAGGUCAACAUCCAUCCCGAGUGCACUUUUAUAGGUUUUAGGCUUUAGUGCACCUGGGAGAUGGGUUCAUGAACACUAUAAAGAUUAUAUGGGGUAAGGGAAGGUCCAAACCUUUAUUUUUCUUAUCAGAUUAUUGGAGCUAUUCAUUAAGAAUUCGCUCAGAAGGGAAUGUACGAAACACCAAAAGGAAAUUGCGUGUUGGUAUAGGAAUCUCUCAAUUCAAUAGGACCAGGGCUUGCACUGUGUUCCAUUUAUUAGACUUUCUAGCCUGGUGUGUGUUUGUUCGUCCGUCUUGCUAGGAGUGGUGCCAGGACAGGGGUAGUUCUCAAGCCCUAUAAAUAAGCUCAUUCUCUGUCUACCCUCCUCUUGAUCGCCCUGCUUGAGUUAUUCGUCCUGUACCUAUGCAAAGACGCAAGAGCACCUUAUAGGAUGCACCGUGUGGGACGGGGGCCUAGGAUCAGCCAUAGGAAUGUUGAAUGAAAUUGCACAGAGCAAAGUUUAAUAUAUUUAGAGGUUGUACAUACACUUUUUUUUAAAGAGUAGAAAGAAGUCAUCUAGUCAUAACAGAUAUCCUUGGUUUUUUUUAAUACACAAGGGGAAAAAGGAGGUUCUACAGUGUAAUAAUCUGUGCGUUCAUAUAUUUUGGCGAUUUUAUUUUUUAAACUCUCAUAUGACAUUUGAAGAAUUAUUCCUUGAAAGAGAUCCUGUUUUCCUCCUUCAUUUUUCUUUAAAAACAUUUAAGAGAGCAGAGAAAGAGCUUCUCUUUUAAUAUCACAUUGUGAUUACCAAUCAGUACAGUACCAGCUAUAGUGUAUGACAAGGUCAGCCGGGAAAGGGUUUUUUAAGAACAGAAACGUAUUUGCACCCUCUAUCCCAGCCUGUCUUUUCUUCUCCCUGGUAUCCUGCUGCUUCACCCACUGGCAUCUCAGCUAGAAGGGGACGCUCUGGCCUGAACCAGGAAGCCCUGCGCUGUGACUGGACUGCCCAGCGGCCACAGUGCCCACUGGUGAGUCCCAGACUGGUCAGCCAUGAGCAGGCUCACUGUGGACUUCAGUGCUAUUGGGUGUAACCCUGGAGGAGAGGGUUUUCUCUCCAGCAAAGUUCCAUGGCCCUUGCUCCUUGGAUUAAAUCACUAAUCAAAAGAGAUUAAAAUGGCAAGGGGUUAAAGCUAUCCUCCCACUCCCAGAACUUUGGGAGAGAUGGUGGCUAUGGACAGUCCUGGUGUGCGGCUCUGUGAUUCUGCCCCCAGAGGGACAGUCCAUGACUAGUUCUGGGCUCUGGCCUGGCUGAGCCAAGCUCAGUCCUUACCUGAUUAUUAGCUGAUGCACGGGUAUAAGCAGAAGUGUAGACCUGAAUGCAGCUUCCCUGGGAUUUCUUCUCCUUUCUGAAACCUUCUUCUCACACACUGUCCACAUCUCUGACCCAUGCGGGUCUCCUUUCUUCAGGCCAGCCCGGGACUCUGCGUGUCCUCUGCUCCAACUCCAAGGUGAGCACAGACCCUCAGUACUUCCUGCACACAGACACCUAUUCUCUGCACCAAGGCACGUUAUGACUGGGGGACCACCAGGCUUCACCUGGCUGACCUUCAAGAAAAGGGAUAAAAUUUCUUUCAAGCCACCCAGAGAGCUACAAAUUGUAAUAUACAACACUGAUUGUAAAUGCUAAAAUUAAAAAAAAAAAAAGAGAGAGAGAUUUUGUUAUAUUUUGGAACUAAAUGAUGUGCCAAAUUAAGCCCAGGAUUUAUUUUAUGCCUUCUUUGUGGUACCAUGUUCUUUUGUGUCUUCAUUUGUCAGGGGGAGGAGGGAGAUGAGUGAGAAGGAAGUCCCAGGGCACGGAGCUGCUUAAUGGCAGCCCCGCCUACCGUGGGCAGCUCAGAGAAUGUGCAAAAGGAACGGCAAAGGCAAUGCGUUCUGGUCCCAGAGUCUUUCUAAAGAAGGCAUGUGGUAGCCUUUGACUUUUCUCUCCCCGAUUCCCCUUCCUGCAGAAAAGAUUUCUCAUCUCUCUCCAAAGAAAGCACUCCCUGGUGAUGGACAGGCUUCUCCAGAUAGCUGCACAACAGACAGCAGUCAUUUUAAGCCUUAGUCCUUCCCAGAGGAUGUGCAACCAAUGAGUGGGAGGCAGUGUGACCACCUGGAGGAAACAUCCGGUAGCAAGUGGGUGGGAAGCCAGAGAGGGGAUACAGGAGGACUCUGGACCCCUGACUGGGGUUCACCAUCCUAGUGCGGAUCAGCUGGUGGUGACUGUCCCUGGGCAUCUCCGAGGGAGCUGCCAUGUUCCCAUCCGAGGAGCCAGUGCUUAAAGCCAAGAGACAGCUCCUUCAUGGGAAGUGCACGGGCAGGGAUGCUGCAUGCCCCACGCACAUCCCCGGUGGGCAUGUGCUACUCUCCUCCUCGCUUGCUAAGAAGUUCCCUCCAUUGUUUGGCGAAAGUCAGUGUCAGGAAGAGGGCAGUGGGUUUCUGAGCAGGAAUGUGCGUGCCUGUCAUAAACUCCGUGCACCAACAAGGCAGGUGCCCUUUAUGAGAGGAGUCUUUGUCCAGUCAUAACCUUGUUGCAGAUGAAAACUUUUCAAUAGAGAAAGAUGCACGUUACAGUUCUUGGACUUUCCAACAAAGAUUUAAAAAAAAAAAAAAAAGUUACAUGUAUGUUGUAAAAAGGGUCUGAAAUUAACAUGCUCUCUGUCAGAUUUCAAGAUCACUUGAAGUCUACUGUCACUGAUGUCACACUAAGCCACACUCAAAAGCAGUUCUGAAUUGGCCAGCACUGCUCAACCCAUGUCCGCCUCCAUCUGACUUCAUUGGAAAAGGAAAACGCAGCACUCACUUGGGAAAGUUUAGGGAAAAGUGGCACGAACUGUACAUAUGGGAGAGAAUACCUUGAGAAUAGUAGCAAAAUACUGCAAAAAAAAAAAAAAAAUCAUUUCCUCAGGGAAAACUAAAGGGUAUGUGAAAAGUGGAUCUGGAGAAUUUUAAGACUAGAAAGGUUUUUUUAUUAUCUCCAGCAUCUUUUCUGGUCAGAAUAAUUUCUGUUUGUUUUUUAAUGAACAUACCAUUUCAUGACCAAUUUCCAUGAACUGGACAGUACUAACUUUUUGAGGUGUGGAGGAAUGCUCUAUGAAAUGGAGCAGUUUCUUUGUUUCUUAGACCUGCAUUCGAAGGGUGACGUCUGAACCACAACACAGUCCCUGGUGGGUUUUCACAGACUCAUAUAAGGCUGUUUCUGAAUGUAAUUAUGAAUAUGACGCCUUGGUGUUCCUUUUUAUAAUCGGCUGGUUGGAGAACUGAUUAUUAGCUGUACGCAAGAAUUCUGUAGGGGAGGGAUGUGAAAGUUGUGCAUUUUGCUUUAAUGACAGGUUAAGGAGCAAACUUCCAUGGACUUUUGUGGACAAGGUGCUGCCUUUUCUCAUGACCCUGUAGAAUUUCUAUUGACCACAUCAACUGUAGCUCUGACCUAUAUGAACGCAGGGGAGAAUUUGUGCAUACAAAUGAGUGGAAACAAGAGCAGGAUUCAUGAAUAUGUAUGAGGAUGCGGAUCAUUGUGGAGAAAGUGCUGGGCACAUGGGUCAACUGGAAUUUUCGUUUCUCUAAGAAAAUCACCCAACCAGCAGCACACACGCUCUCUCUGUUCCCCAUACCUGUGGGGCUUCCUCCAGAGCGGAACUGUUUCCUUCUUUCACAUUGUAACUAGUCAAACUGGAAAUUGGUAAAUGAAAUGAGCUUAUAAGCACUUUUAGGUACCAAUUGUAUCACUAAGUAAUGCACACCAGUAGAGCAAGAAAGUGUAAAAUGUAUUUAAGACCGACUGGUUUGCUUAUCAUGACUAACUGUAAAAACCCAGAUCCAAUGAUACAUGUGCUUUAAAAGGUGUAUCUAUCAUAGGACUAGAAAUCAAAAUGGGAAUUUUACUUCUGGUCCUGUUUUGUAAAUAGUUCCUUUUUUGUUUUUUAAUUGAAGACAAUCUCAUGUUUUAUAACUUUUCUUGUGAGUCUGAGAAUCACAGUAGUAAUGUGUUGUGUCAAAAUGUGAUCUUAAAUACAAUAAUAAUUAUAACUUAAUUUUCCAAAUAAGGCAAGAAAUACACUGCGUAGGCUUCUACAAUUCUGAAAGAUGUGACAUUUUUAUAAUAAGCAUUAGUACUUAACUUCUCAAGUUAACAGAACUGGAAAUAUUUUACAAGAUGCAGCGUUUUAUAAUCACAAAGAACAUGAACAUUUUGUGGGAAAUGACCUUGGUUUUAUACAUUGUAGCUUAUUUUUUAAAAUACAAUAUUUUACCAGACAGGAAGUGUUAAUAUUGUAAGCAAUUCCUGCUCUCCAAACAAAGGGCUAUGCCUCUUUUAAGCAAGCAUUUUGAUGGAUAUCUUUUCAAUCCACCCUCUGCAGCAAGAGUAGAAAUGCAGAUCAGAUGGAAAGAUUAUUACAAGAGAAUCAAGAUUGCAACAGCUACUCCCUUUAUCUUUACCAGUGUUUUUUCAAAGUAUUUGGGGAAAAGAAAACACUUUAAGAAUCAUAUAUCUGAAAUCUUUAAAAUAUUAAUAGAUAUGCUUAUAGGCAAUGAGAGAAAUAAACUUGUAAAUUCUGUCAUGUACUGUGAUAGAUUUCUGUCACAAGGACAAGCUUAGUGCUCAGCCUACCAGAACCACAAAGCUGCAUUUGACUAGCAAGUGUCAUUUGAUGGUAAUUUCUAAAAUCAUAGUGUAUAAGCCCAAAGAUACAAUUCUUAGCUGAUUGGUGAUGUUUAAAAUAAUUUUGUGCUCACCACUAACUAAACAACUUUCAUUUCCUUAUCAGAACAAGUGCUUGAUUUUUCACAUGAGAAGUUCACAGACAGGCAAGUUUGAGAUCAGAAAGUCACUAUAUUCCCAGGAGUCAGGGAACAAGGAAGGCUACCAUGGAGAGUUGAUUAACCACACAAAUAAUUCUGAGCUUUGCCAAAACCAUUUCAUAAUGCAUUAAUUUUUUUCUAGCCCACUCACUGUUAAGCAAGAAAACAUCUUUUCUUUCUAAGAUUUUAGUAAUUCAAAAGCUAGACUAAUUAGUCAAGUAUGCAGAUAACAUCAAAAGAAAAGCUAGGACAGAACAGUCUUACACCCAUUAGGCAACCCCUGUGAGGUGGUCAAAGGGUCACUCAGACUCUGCUUUCACAGGCUUCAGAAUCUGCACACAUGAGGACUAGAAAUGCAAAGGGUUACGGGAAGACAUGUACAGCUUCAUCUCUGAGAUGAGGCAGUCCAAUGUCUCUCUUCAUUCUCUUGGAAUAUCUCUAAUGUUGGCAUUACAGUUUCCCAAGAAGUGUUCAUUGCUGCAUGGUUUUUGAUCAAAUGAGUCUUGCUUCAUAUUUAAAUAGAAGCCUCCUAAUGGUACAUAGCAGAUGCGUUAGAAAGAACAGGCAAAUUGUGUAAAUGAAUGAUUCAGAUCAGGCAAAAGAAGGACACUAGAGAAUGACAGAGAUCACAGUGAACCAGAGGACAUGUGUCCCCAUUGAAGGGGGACCCCAGCUGUAGACAAUCAGAACCAUGCAGAAAUCAGGCCCAGGGCGCUAGACCUUCUGACUUGGAAAUAUGUUACCUGACACUUGAUCAAAAUUCAGAUUCUUGGCCAGCAGUGUGCAGACCAAAGAGAACCUGUAUAUGGACAGACAUAGCCUUUGGGCACUGGUUUCAACUGUUGGGAAAAAGCAGAUUUCACCUUCCAUAGCCAUCAAGUCAAGUUCUUCCAGCAGCUCCCCCAACUCACACAUUGGCACUAUCUGGGCAACUAAAAUUUAAAAAGGGAGAGAAGUCAGUUCUCCCCAAAAAUCACUCUCAUGGAAGAUUUGAGUAUUAAAAUACAACAUCCUUAAACUAGCCUUGCUUCUGAUCAAAAUAUACCGAAGUAUUAUUCAGCUCUCACUCUGCCUCCUGGCAUGCCCAGGCCGGGCCCCUAAACAUUGAAUGACUGUAAUCCUAACUUCCUUACUGUUUUCACUGCCGUGACCACUGUGAUGAGGGGCUGGCAAAGAGCAGCCUUGUGCCUUCAGCGAAGGCAGCCAGGAGCCCCUGCAGUUUCAGAUAGCACACGUUGCCUCCUUGUGCCAAAGCCCUUUGCCAACCCCUCCACAUCCCUUCCCACUCCAUCCUGCCUCGUGAGUUUUCAUCCCAGGAUAAAAGUUCCGUUGUUCCACCUCUGACACAGCAAAACCCUUGCUUCAUAACUGGUAGGUCCUUAGGUAUUUUAGAGUGUCCACUAACCUCAAAAUGGAGUUUUUCCAUGUAGAAAACCUUAACAUCUUUCCCUGAGGGCAAAGACAAAGUAGGAAUAAAUGUGUCAUGGAAAAAAUUAGAAGUUGCCUUCUUCAUUUGGAUAAACUAGAUAAUUUUAGAGUGUAUCUUACACCAGAGUCCUGAUGGUAUUGGGAUAAUCACUAACCCUUUCAGAUAUAUAAGAAAGUAUGUCUCUUUCAGAUACAUGACUUCCUUUGACCCUCCCUAGUACUCAGCAUAGAAUGAGAAUAUUUAAAAUUACUACCACCACUUCGAAAGCCAAACCUGGUGCAAGUUAUCUUGAACCUGAGUCAGCCUCAUUACUACGUCCAGGGAGGAGGGAAAGAGCAAGUUAAAGAGCUGGCUUAGACCUCAAUCUUCCAGAAUGACUCUAGACCUGAGAAGACCCCAGGGACCCAUGUUCUUUACCCAUCCUAACAAUCCAAGUAUUUCAGCAUAGAAGUAAAGAACCCUCUCAUUCACAGUGUCAAAUGCAGACUCACUCUGAAAUUUAUCCCUUUUGCCUACCUUCCAGGCCCCCAUCCCCUAAAUUCUAGCCAUUUAAGUGGUUAAUUAUAGGAGAUGACCAGCUAGUGCAAUGUUCUGAGUUAAACUUUUGACUCCUUUGAAAAAAGUUAUCUUGCUGCUAACAGUCAGCUUUUGCUAUCCAUGUAAAUUUGUAUUGAUGCCCCCAAAUUUGAAAAUAAGCUCAAAUUUACCGUUUGUAAGGAUUAAAUUGAAAAAUACUGUCAUCUCAAAGUUGGAAAUAGCUGGUAAUAUUGUUAUGUCACAUGGUAAAUAUGAAUGCAACUUAAACAACAUUGACAAUGCCUGAUGGUUCUGUCAUCAUAUGAUUGACAGGUUGACCAGUCCAUGAAUGGAUGGUCCUCUUCUCUCAUCAGCUCACAGGUUUCACAGGUUUUGAGUAAAGUCACUCACAAGUUUAGUCAUGGAGCUAGAUGGGCCUAAACCAUUUUGGCCCAUCACCUGCUUUUUGAUAAAUUAUCCUUUUAUUAUGUUUCUAAAGCAAUACAGUACUAGAAGAGGAAAUUGUGAGCUUUCCUAUUCUGGUGGAAAAGAAGCCCAUUUUGCAAUGGUUAUCCCCAAUGCCAAGACAGUGGCAGGACUUAAAAGGACCCGAGUUCUUGGGAACAAGAGAAAAGCUACCAUUCAAAAAAUAAAUAACUGUAGAUUUUGAAAGAAGGUGGAGAUUAUGACUUCAACACUUAGGCCAUAGUCCUUUUUUCUUCAAAAUAUUCUUUUCCUAUUGAGCACCAUCCACAUAACUAUUAACUGCCAGCUUUCAAAGGAAAGCUCCCCGCUAUUUAUAUUAUGAAAGUGUCAAAAAUUAAUUCUCAUGUCUGAUUAACUGUUAUAUUUACAUACUUACUAGGGGCAGUUCUCUAAAUUUUUAAUUCAGAAAAUUAGCCAGGGGAGCAAGCAGCAACUCCUGAAAAAGGCAAGAGCACUGUCAUUAAAGAACAAAAUUUUCUUAAAAAAAAAGUUUCUCAUCUAUUUCCUUCUGAAUUCUCUUUACAUCCCUGACUAAAGAGGAAAAACCAGCAGCAGGAGAAGACUUUAAGGGAGAGAAAGAACAGUCCCCAUUCUAGUCAAUAGUCCCUUUUUCCCUUUUGGCAACCGUCUUGAAUUCACUAGCAAAAUGUUCGUCUCCCCUCUGCCUUAAUCUGCCUGAGCCAGCGGCCAUGCUGUUUUUAAUGUAUGUUUGCUUCCCAAAGCCCUGGAUUAAACAUUUUCGCUUCUGUACUCUUGCUUUCUCACUCUUCAAUUAAGGUCCAAGGGGAUAAACACUACCAGGACUUGCAUGUUAGGCUGAGUCGAUGAGGCGCCUCACUUCCUUCAGUGAAACGUUUCCAUUUGUCUCCACAGUUUGGGAUGACCAUUCAGAGAGCAGGUUGAUCAGCAGACAACCUGCCAUAUUCAUCACAAAAGAUCCGGUCAGACUCACUGACAAAGAAUAGCAAGGCAGAUACCUAGUCCUUCCACUUUGAUUCAAAGCCCCCCUUGCAAGUCCUCUACCCCCAUGAGUCCCCCUCCGGAGCAAAGCCAAUGGAGUGAUCAGGACAGAGAAAGAGAGCUUCACGUUCGUUGGUCUGGGCCCUGACCUCCGCCCAGGAUCACAGAGCGUGAAAAUGGAACUGACCUUUAUUAUGUGAAAAGGAAGUGGCUCCUGAGGGGUAUACUUGUUUUAAGUUUAUGCAAAGAGAAGGCUCUUCCAGUCUGCUCGUGUUGUGAAGCACGUGUCUCUCACUCCAGUGGAGCUUCCUUCCCAUGUUUUGGGCACAGAUGACCAAGACAGGAAAGAGGCAGAGCUCGGGGGCCAGUGGAAUUACCCCUCAGGGAUCUACGGUAUAGCAAUCACAAACUACCCCCACCUGAGGGAAAUUAAAAAAAGAUGCGUCACUGUGGGCCCCCCUCCCCCGGUGGUCCAGCGGUUAAGACUCCGUGCUUCCAAUGCAGGGGACACGGGUACCAUCCCUUAGUUGGGGAACUAAGAUCCCACAUGCUGUGCAGUGCAGCCAAAAAGAGAGAGGGAGAGAAAGAUGCAUCACUGCAGACUGUAAACUGUUGCUUUGCUCUUUACGCCUUUUCCCUUACACUCUGCUAAUUGGAAAGCAAUGACUGUGAUUUGACCAAGCCCUGUGAUGAUAGCAAAGCUUCUUCUUCCAAAGUGUCCCAGCUGUUUAGGGAACCUCUGUGAUCACUGGUAGAAAGCUUUAGAAUAGAUUUAGAUGUUUAGGGAAGAACUCAAUACCCCCCAAAUAUACUUGUUCCAUGACUUCAAUAACUGAAAAUAUCCUGGGUGUAAAAUAACCCAGGCAGGCAGAUCAUAUAUGUUUUUAAAAAAAUGCCAUUAAUCAAUAUUUUCCUACAACACGACCUUAAAUUCCUAUUUUUAUAAUUAAUGGUUGGACGAUAGUCAGCCAUUGAAACAUAAGCUCUCUGGAAUAACCAGACAUUAGUGUAGUUUCCAAAGUGUUUCAUGUAUCAAAAUCUAUAUACUUAGAGGAAGAACUCAGGAUAAGAAAAAAUCGCUAGGUCCCAAAGGGUUCGUGACUAUCAUCAAAUACAACUGCCGAGUGGCCUGUGGUCAUCUUUUUUGAAUGAGGGAGCCGGGGAGUGAGAGAACCACAGUCAUCACAAAACCUCUGUUGCCCUUCAUCCAUGAUAAGAUUUUAAAACAUUCUACUUUUAAGAAUUAAGCCAUCUUUCAAGUUGUUUUCUACACCAAAUCUAACCUAUUCAAAUAAAAUGACAAAAUAGCUAAAAAUGGGGUUUUUAGUGGAAAUGCUGUCAGUAGAAAGCAUUGCUUUUUAGUGCCUGCUAACAAAAAAAAAAGAAGACUCAGUCCUUCCUGUGAGAUGCAAGUGUUAACAUGACAGUGUUAACUUGGAAUCAGGCACUAGUUCAAAAACAAUGAGGCAGUGCUCUCCAAUUUUUAGAAAUCUUUCAAAAUACAGUCUUACCACUACUUAGAGGUAAGUACUUGUGUAUAAAAGUCUUUAAUAUUAGUGAAUGAAUGUAAAAGUGACAAGCUAUGCAUUUUCAAAGGGUGAUGUUAUUUUGUAUCCAAUUCAAUUUUUUUUUUCAUAGAGACUUACCACAACUACAAAUUAUUCAAAACAGACUUGAAUGCAUAUCAUUAUGGAGAUAUAGGACUUCCAGCUAUACACUUCUAGCUGAUACUUUUAAAGACAGUGCAUUGAAGCUUCAGGCUCUAAACAAAUCUCAGCCACAAAGGUGAUUAAAGGAGAAAUGGUUUAUAUUUUACUUCUUCAGCAGAAAUGGGAAAUGUGGGUGUUACAAAAUGGGCCCAGUUUUUUUUAGAGGUAAGUGUUCUAGUAACUGGAUUAGCAAGCAAACAAAACUGCAUGAAGUUAAUGAAUAUUGCCUUGGAUAAAUAUAGCAUAGGCUGUGUCUAUUGUGUGUAAUUCGCAAUCUAAGGGGGGAAAAACACUUCUCCAAAGGGUUUGGAUUAUAUAGUUUUAAAGAAUAUAAAAACAGAAUAUAGAAAUAUAAACAGAAUAUAAAAAUAUUGUCCUGCGAAGAAAAAUCAUUGGCUUUUUUUUUUUCAAAAUUAAACUGAGAUCAUCACCUAUAUUUUUUUGGAAAGUCCAUAUAAAAUAAACACACAUGUCUUCAGCAUUCUUGGGGAUUUUGUAUUCCCAUGAAACCUUUUCCCCUAAUAAUUUAUUCUUGCUCCUUAAUCAGUACUUUCCUAUGUUACUCGGCAUGAAAAAUAAAAUUCUUUCCUUCAUCUGACAAUGUUGACAUAAAGAACUCCAUUUCUCUGCCACUUAGGAUCUCUUCUGUGUCCAUUGAGAAAGUUUCUCAGCUGUUUGUUUGUAAAAUAUGGAAAAAUAUACUUCUAAACCUGGUACUUGUGGUUAUACUGGAUAUGUUUGCUACCUAUUUAGAAGUUAUUGGGGGCUGGGAUGUGUCUUUUUAUAUGAUUUUUAGCCAAAUCCAGAUGUUCUGAUACUACAUUUCUGAAUACCUAUCUGACUGUAAAUACAGCCUGAGGAGGUUCAGGUUAAUAAACCUUUUACGUGACUGUUCCUCAGCCAUGCUCCUUGCCAGCUUUGGGCACCUUGUACAUAGAUUUGUUGAAUGUUUAAAUGAUGCUGUUUUUCUAAAUGCUGUUAUCUAAAACAACUUUUUGAAUGUUUUUUGCUUUCCAUUGUUUGGGACUUUGUGUGUUGGUUUAAAAAAAAAAAUGUUUCCUAAAUAUUUAACACCAGGAAAACAAUUUCAAAUAAACUGGUGCUAAUUGAAAUAGAAGGCAGAUUUUCAGAUGGAAGAUUUACAGUAUCAAAUGUUGACACCAGUUAAAUGAAACUGUACUUUCCCAAGGGGACAGCUGGCAUCUACCUGUCAUGGGCAUCAGAAGGACCCCUGAUCGUUUACAGUUUCUGUGGCCCAUUUAAGUGUAAAAUCAAGAAAUGGUGCUGUCCCCCCAGAGUUGAGGAUUUGCUACAUGGGUCCUAAGGAAGCAUUUAAGUAGAAGUAAGGGUCUAUAGUAAGAAUCAUUUUAGUAAUAGUCUUCUGGUCUUUGGACUUUCAUGUUCUGUAAUGCUUAGCUGUAACAAUGAAUAUGGUGUUGCCAAUCUAGUCUGACGUCAUCGUCACCCUGUAUUUCCUGUGUGUAUGGUUCUACCUUGGGUUGCACUGGCACGUGCCGAGCCAGAACACUGGACUUUCAGGAAGACCAUUCUGACUUCUACGGUGUCCACACACAUGCAUUUAAAUGCACUUGUAACUGGUUAAUUACCAUGAAGUCUAACUUCCACUUAAUAAAAGUUUUUGUGUAUCUGCUUCUA
Messenger RNA from Dama dama (fallow deer), 14366 nucleotides. It is a transcript of the gene ZNF704, whose product is annotated as zinc finger protein 704. Gene Ontology annotation, cellular component: nucleus. The record is from RefSeq and is a predicted model, not a curated record. Bases 1 to 1752 code for a protein of 583 amino acids. The transcript is spliced from 9 exons. NCBI's taxonomy places the organism in Eukaryota, Metazoa, Chordata, Mammalia, Artiodactyla, Cervidae. Gene Ontology annotation, molecular function: RNA polymerase II cis-regulatory region sequence-specific DNA binding; DNA-binding transcription factor activity. Gene Ontology annotation, biological process: regulation of transcription by RNA polymerase II.